Phytophthora infestans T30-4 is the source of this 1104-nucleotide messenger RNA. RefSeq lists its product as uncharacterized. The coding region runs from base 1 to 1104 and encodes 367 amino acids. Gene Ontology annotation, molecular function: mRNA binding. Gene Ontology annotation, cellular component: cytoplasm; nucleus. The transcript is spliced from 2 exons. Gene Ontology annotation, biological process: regulation of gene expression. Lineage: Eukaryota; Oomycota; Peronosporomycetes; Peronosporales; Peronosporaceae. The record is from RefSeq and is a predicted model, not a curated record.
AUGCUGCACAUUUUGAUCCCUUCCAACGCCACGACCGCGUUGCUCGAGCGUCGUGGACAGCCCAUCCAGAGCAUCAGUCAGCAAUCGGACUGCACCUUAUCCAUUCGGGAGCCAGAGGCGUCUCCUUUCAAAGACGAUCGCCUGCUCCGUAUUUACGGGAAAGCCAAGGGCAUCAGCUUAGCUCAGCGACUUGUCAUCGCGUACAUUCGAGCGUAUCGAGCCGACAAAGGAGACCCAAACUACGUCGACUUAUCCACCGAGUCGUCUCCGCUCGUUGCGCUCCCUGCCACGUCCAUCACGAAAGCUAUGAGUGUCGCUGUGGCCUCGGGGAAGAAAAACGAAAAAGAGAUUACGCGUCCAUUUGUAUGGAUGGUUGAACGUGAAGACGUGGGGAAAAUGAUGGGACGACAGGGCAGUACCCUCGCAGCAAUCCGUCAGAACACCGGGGCAGCCAUUCAUCUGGAUAAGGACACUGUUCCUGGGACUAGCGAGCGUCGAGUGGUGCUCAUUGGCUCGGUCGAGUCCAUCGCUGCAGCCAUUGGGGAGAUUAAAGCCCGAUCUGGUGGCCAUCCAGAGGUGUCGGCGAGCCCGAGUGGGAGACUUGGACAGUAUUUCGCCAUCCCGUACCAUUCCUCGGGCUUCCUUAUUGGUCCCCAGGGCUCUACAGUUAAAGGCAUCACUGACCGUACAGGAGCUCGUCUUCAGAUUCCUUCGGCUGAGGACUUACCGCUGGGUAGUACGAACCGCAUUCUACACAUGCAGGGUACUCCUAAGCAGGUAGAACACGCAAGACGUGUUGUUGGAGCGAAACUACGAGACUACCUGAGCUCUAGCAAGAAUCCACGAACGAGGACGCCGAUCUCAACUGGUAAAAAGGGCGAUAAAGUCACGAUCAAGACGCUCUUGCCUUCCAGAAUCUGUGGCUUUAUGCUGGAUAAUCGAGGCAAACUCGUGCGCGAGAUCUCGGACAAGUCGGGGGCUCACACGCAUCUGUUAGCUCCUCAUGACGACGAGAGUCGCGUCUGUGUGUUUAGCGGUGAGAUGAGCUGCGUGCUACGUGCACAGCGUCUGGUGUUGCAGGUGAUUGCAGGGGUCGUAUUAUGA